This is a messenger RNA of Thrips palmi, 1084 nucleotides long. RefSeq names its product sperm-associated antigen 7 homolog. Bases 100 to 807 code for a protein of 235 amino acids. Gene Ontology annotation, molecular function: nucleic acid binding. Lineage: Eukaryota; Metazoa; Arthropoda; Insecta; Thysanoptera; Thripidae. The record is from RefSeq and is a predicted model, not a curated record. The transcript is spliced from 6 exons.
CUCUGCAUCUUUUAUUUAUUGUCAACUGCGGUUCUCUAGCAGAGGCCAUUGUUUACCAUUUCUUGCUUGUUAUCAACUGAUUUAGAUACCUCUGACAAGAUGGAUUUACUUGGGUCUAUUCUAAACUCUAUGGACAAGCCACCCACUGUGAAUAGUCAGAAAAGCAGUUUGUUAAAGAAACAGAAAGAAGAAAUGUUAAAAAAACAAAAGGAGGAUCGAGCUCGACUACAAGCCUUCCGACGAGAUAUUGAAGAGAAAAUUAACAAAUUCAUCCAAAAUGACUCCUUGCAAAAGUACAAGUUUGACCCGAUGGACAAAGUAUUCCGCAGUAUUGUGCAUGAUGUGGCUGAAAUUGCUGGAAUUGCUGCAUUUUCUUUUGGCGAAGAGGAGAUUGACAGAGCAGUGACCUUGUACAAGAAGGAAUUUGCACCUUGCGAUGAAGAGCUUGCUGCCUUGCGGAGGGGAGAAGAAUGGGAUCCCCUCAAGGCUCAGGCUGAUGCUGAGAGAAAAGAAAAGGAAGUGCAAGAAGAGAAAGAGGCCAGUCGUAAGAGAAAAUCAGAUGUAGUGCCAGCAAGUAAUUAUCAAGAGAAAUAUCAUCACCUCAUAGGAAAAGAGGCUGCCCUUGAUGCUGCUCGAGUUACUCAAACAAAUAAGCAGUAUGGCUUUGUUCCAAGUGCCAACAAGAAGGAUCAACGAUCAAUUGAGCAAACUCUUGCAGAUAUACAAUCCAAGAAAAGGAAAAAAUUAGACCAUCCUGAUGAACCAUCAUCAUCUACCAGCAAUGAAGCAAGUGGUAGUGUGCAAUAAUGUUGUAAUGACUUUUAAAGAAGAUUUCUCCCUCCGUUGAUUUAACUUUAAUUUGUACAUAGCUAGUAAUUUAAUCAGUUAUUUAAUUACGAUUCCCACUGCUGUAACUUUUUAGGAGCAGAAUAUCUACAUGUGAUACAGACAAGCUUUCAAGUCCCCUGUUUUAAAUAGAGCAUUUACCUGUCCCUGUGCUCUUUAUUUGGUAAGGUCCAGAUGAAAUGCAUGUACAAGUGUUCUGCUGACAAAGGAAAAGGUGUAUUAAACUGCAGUGUUUGAA